AUGGAUGCUAAGAGACAGGUCUGCGUCCCGCGCGUGCCGUGUGCAGGGAAUGAUGUUUGUCACCUUCUCUGCGUUCCUGCCCACGGCGGCGGCGCUCGGCGGCUCUUCGGUGUUCGGUGCGCAGAGCGUCACCUUCAUCGGGCUGUACCUCCUACCUCGUGGCCAUCGGAAGCGGCGGCGUGCAGUCAUUCUCUGCUGCCAUUCGGCGCGGAGGAGUUCGACCAUGACAACUCAGCGGACCGGGAGAGCAAGGCGUCUUUCUUCAGCUGGCUCUACCUCUGCGUUGACUUCGGCCCCAUCGUCUCGGGCCUUCUCAUCACAUGGAUCUAG
Miscanthus lutarioriparius is the source of this 330-nucleotide messenger RNA. The record is from the annotation of a GenBank genome assembly. Lineage: Eukaryota; Viridiplantae; Streptophyta; Magnoliopsida; Poales; Poaceae.